AACGGGGUAGCUCAUGAUAACGUCCCUUGUGGCCAUUGCACACGUCUCUUAUUGGAGUGCCUAGGAUACGGAGACGAGCGGCCAGACUGGAUCAGAAAACAUGAACCACAACUACGAAAGGCCAUGAGACGACAUAUCAGCACGAAAGAUAACAAAGUCUUAACGUUCGAACGAUACUACCAAAAACAUGCAUGGCGCCCAUCUUGUGAACAAAGGAGCGAAGAAACACCGAGCACCUCAUCUCGAUCAACUGUUCCCGGAUCUGGAAGUGCCGUUGAGGACACGACGUGGGACAAAGGGUCGAAAGCCUCAGAGAUUGACUCCGCCCCUUCCUCCCCUGCCCCAACAUCCGCCUUGACCGCCGACUCCGGCGAGCACUCGUCAACCGAAUCAUCCGAUACUCCCCAAAGUGAAAACUACUCUCACAGUCCAGCCCCGUCUUUUCUCAGUGCGUCCUCAUCGGAUCAGUCAGCCCAUCCUGCAGAUUCCGCACGGCCUCCACAUUCAGUCAUUGUCGUAGGCCAUGAUUUCCCUACUGACGAUGAGAUUUCCCAGGGCGCCGUGCUGCACGGGCAAGGUGUCUUCCAGGAUCCUGAUCUCGAUGGUUUGUUCAUGACCCCAAAAUCUCCAGAACCACUUAUAUCAUCCAACAAACCCGCGCUGAUGCAGGAAAAUGGGGCCGACUACAAUACCGAGCCGGAACAAUGGCACAUGUGGGAAUUUAUCCAUGAUCCCGACGAUUCGACAGCAGUGAAUGGAGGUGCCAUGGAAAAUCGGGCGUAUACUGAGACACCAGAACUCUUCGAUAGCGCUUCACAGCUUCUGAGUGGAUUUACCGUUGAUGUUGACGUGUCUGUGCGGGAUUGGGUACAACGUGUACCAGCUUGGGAUACUCCCUGUGAACCGCAACACGGGCAACCUGCUGUAUUUGAUGGGCAUGGCGAUGCAACCCAGAGCCAUGUCCAGACGAGUCGCGCACAAUUUCCUUCGCCCCCUAGUUACUACGCUGAUCACCUCCUGGACAUCCCCCAAACCGCCUUAGCAAUAGGACAGCAAACCAAGACAUCACAACACCAGAGGUUGGAUCACUCCCCCGCUCAGAUUGUCAAUGAUCGUGCGUCAUUUCGUGCUCCGUUUUUCGUGCCUGCGUGACUGAUGUUAUCCUGACUUCUAGGUUUGACGACGUACUUCAAGCAGCUCUGCCUCACCACACUGAACGAACAGUCCUCGUAUCAAGACAUGGGCAGAUUGGCUCAAGAACUUGCCGUAGUGUUGCCCUUCAUACACUCGCUGCCUGAAAGGGCCGGCUGGAGCACAGAUCUCCACGUCAUCCAUGCUGUCACCCAGCAAUGGAAUUUACACGAUCAGGGU
Molecule: messenger RNA, 1371 nt
Organism: Cantharellus anzutake
Lineage: Eukaryota; Fungi; Basidiomycota; Agaricomycetes; Cantharellales; Hydnaceae
Exons: 3
Coding region: 124-1152 (342 amino acids)
Source: RefSeq, a predicted model, not a curated record